This is a messenger RNA of Lutzomyia longipalpis, 7346 nucleotides long. RefSeq lists its product as uncharacterized. Gene Ontology annotation, biological process: proteolysis. Gene Ontology annotation, cellular component: plasma membrane. Lineage: Eukaryota; Metazoa; Arthropoda; Insecta; Diptera; Psychodidae. Bases 569 to 6541 code for a protein of 1990 amino acids. The transcript is spliced from 15 exons. The record is from RefSeq and is a predicted model, not a curated record. Gene Ontology annotation, molecular function: serine-type endopeptidase activity; protein binding.
GAGAGUGCUAAACAUGCACGGCGACAGCACUCGCGGACCCCAAAACGAACCAAGGUGCCAAGGCAAUUUAGUCGAGUGAAAGACUUCACAGAGUUACAACGUGUGUGUCUCGAUCCUUUGGCGCCGAGCCACUUUUCACAUUAGCAGGUGCACCCUUUAUUACACAGACUCAACCUCCUUCCCCUUUGCUAUUUUAUUUUAUAGCGGAAUAAAAGAAAAAAUAAACGAUCACGAGGAUCGUUCCUGUGCUUGCGAAAGGACUUGGCAAAAAAAAACAGCCACGGAGCGCUGAGGAGAAAAAUUCUCAAAAGAAAUUGUGGUGUUGAUCAUUAAUCAUAAAUAAAGUUGGAGUUAAUUUCCACCCAAGACUUGCACGAGUUUAAGGAGGAACAGGUUUUUUUAUGAGUGUAAAUAUUUUAUUUGCAAUUUUCGCGUAGUUGAUCAAAUAAUCACGAGCAGUACCAAUCCCAGAAAAGUGACAUUUACGAGUUGCACAGUGAUCUAAUAUAUAAAUGGAUUUGAAAGGCCUGUAAGAGCACCAUUUUUUCUUCAAGAGACAUUUCUCAACAUGGAAGAUAACACGGCAUCCACGUCUUCAGCGGAAACUCACACUCUGGAGGCAAACUAUCCAUUCAAAAAUGAAGUGUCCCUCUCCAUUGGCAGUGAAUCAUCCGCAAGCGAAAACACCGCAGCUCCAACGCCAUCACCACGUCAUAACUAUCAAGCUGAAGUAAUUAUUCCACCUCUCGAAGAAGUAGCCCUCACCAAACCAGAUGACACCUACGAUGGAAAAAUUGGUUUAGACAAUCCGGGCUACGAGCACGAACAGCCUAAGCGACCUCUGAGCUCCUUUGGCCAAAAUGGUCUCACAGAAGCCAGCCUCAAUUCGACUAAACCCCAAAAUGGGAAGAGUGUCGAUAAACCUCUGGCAGAAGCCGUCAAUUUAGAAUUAGUGAAUUUGAAUAAGCCUGUAAACGGGCAUGACAAUGGGAUCCCCAUCAAGAAAGACACAGAGGUGGACAUUGGUGAUCCCUACGAUGAAUACUUCGUCCCGGUCAAUGAACACCGAAAAUACAUGAGGGGUGAAAAACUCUAUGUAACAAAAGACAAAAGAAUCAAGAGUCGAUGGAGGAAGUGGCUCUGUUGGGCCAUAGUCUUAGCAUUACUUGUUAGUUUGAUCAUCAUUGGUUUGCUGUCAGCAACUGGUGUGAUCUUCAGUGCAAAACCCACACCAAUAGAAUCAAGGCAGUUUAACAGCAACGAUGUACAAGCAUCCGGAAUUUUAGGUGUCUCAGGAAGUAGAAAAAUGAAUGCAACGGAAUCAACCCCUAUAACAACAUCAAGCACAGCGUCAUCUUCGAUAUUAGUAACAACGGAUGAGAAUAUUAUUUACGUUCCAAAUACGCUUGAGGGCCAAUUGACACUGCAAGAUACAGAAUUUCGAGAUGACUACAGCAACCAUAACAGCACGGCGUACAUGAACUUGGCGCAGAGAAUGGAGAGGUCCAUUAAACAAGCGCUUAAGUCAUAUAUGGCAAAUAAUAAUGAUAUUUACGUAAAAGUUACAAACAUGAAGCCCGGUUCCGUGGUAAUUGACUACAGAGUUGGAUGGAGCAAUAAAAUGCAAUCGGAUAUUUCACCAGCAUGGCUUAGUAGCAGUAUGGCGGACUAUCUUAAGAGAAAUAAUGGUUGGCUGGAUAAUUAUAAAGUUCCAACAAAUACAUUGAGAGCAGCACGUUUACCAGAUACUUGCUUCAUGAAUCCUGGAGAAUAUAAUUGUGAUCAUGAAUGUAAAUUUAAUGAGAAGAUCGUUGAUUUCGUGUGCACUUGUCCUACAAAUAUGGAACUACAAGAAAAUAGAAGAAGUUGCGGGCCAAGAAAGGCUGUUAAAAUUGAUAACGUACAUGCGUACGAAGUAACAGCAACACAAAAUGGUCACGAUCACCACCAUGAUCAUCAUCAUCAUGAUCAUAGCCAUGAUAGUGUUCCAGUAAGCGAACCAGAACCAGCAAGCGAACCUGAGCCAGCAAGUGAACCUGAACCUUCUAGCGAACCUGAACCUUCUAGCGAACCUGAACCUGCAAGCGAACCAGAACCUACAAGCGAACCAGAACCUACAAGCGAACCACAGCCAGCAAGCGAACCGGAACCAGCAAGUGAACCAGAGCCAGCCAGCGAACCAGAACCUGCAAGCGAACCUGAGCCAAAAAGCGAACCUGAGCCAGCAAGUGAACCAGAACCAACAAGCGAACCUGAGCCAGCAAGUGAACCAGAACCAACAAGCGAACCUGAACCAGCAAGUGAACCUGAACCUACAAGCGCACCAGAACCUGCCAGCGAACCUGAACCUAAAAGUGAACCCGAACCUGCCAGCGAACCCGAACCUAAAAGUGAACCAGAGCCUACAAGUGAACCAGAGCCUGCAAGUGAACCAGAACCUACUAGUGAACCAAAACUAGAGAACCAAUCUGAAUUACAGAAUGAUAAAACAAUUUUAGAUAUCCAUUCAACGACUGAAGAAGUUAUGGGACAUAAUAUGGAAUCAUUGGAUAACCAAAAGAAUGCCGAUAUUACUCCAGAAAGCGAACCCGAGCCAACAAGUGAACCAGAACCAUCCAGUGAACCAGAACCAUCAAGCGAACCAGAACCUUCAAGUGAACCAGAACCAUCAAGCGAACCAGAACCUUCAAGUGAACCAGAACCUGCAAGUGAACCAAAACCAGAUGAUGAUAAACCAAUUGUUGAAUUAACUUCAACGACCGAAGCAGCUAUGGAACGAAAUAUUAAUGGCAAAAUGGUUGACGCGGUAACUCCCGAAAGUGAACCAGAGCCUACAAUUCAACCAGAACCAGAGCCUCAGCCUGCAAGUGAAUCAAAACCUUCAACGGAAUCUACUGAAAAUGUUCGUAAUAGCGAUUUACUUUCUACAAGUAUGCCAGAAAGCUCGAGUGAACAUAAUUUUGAAAUUGAAAAGAUGAAUGAUGAAGAUCAGGCAACAAUGAAGUCAGAAUCAGAAACAAAAAAUGAACUCAACGAUAUAGAUACUUUAAAUCAGUCUAAAACUUCCAUUAGUGUUAAAUCACCUAAGCAAUUAGACUACGAUUUCCUAUCUUCUUCAACUGAAAAUCCAGAAGAAGCUCCAUCAUCUGAGACACCUAGAACUCCAGCAGAUAACAUUAUGUUUAUUCAUCAUACAACUGAAGCGUCAAAUGCAGAGGAGUCAAGCAGAACUACGUCUACAGAACAACCGGAGGAACGGCAUGUGCAGUUUAUCGAUCAUAAGACUUUGGAAGCGCUUUUGGAUAGAGACAUAAAUGAUUCAAUGUUCACAACUGAAUCUGACGAAGAUGAAUCAACAAGAAUUACAACACAAUCUGAGGAAGAUGCCAAUGCCCAAGAUAUGGAUGUAACCACUAGUCUAGGUGAGCAAUCUACGGAGAGUAAUGAUGCUACUGAAUCAUUAAGCAAGUCUUCAACUACUGAUUCGUCCGAAAAUCUUGAUGUAACAACCAUAUCUAGUCUAAGCCGAGGUGAUAUUAGUGGUGUAGAUGAAAGUGAUUCGGCGAUUUCUUCGUCGACUAUGGAAAAUCCAAAGAAAGAUACUGAUACCGAUUCUGCGUUGACUGAUCGUCCAGCUCCUGUAACUGAAGACAUCAGUGAUGAUAUUCCUCAGCCAACAGAGACAUACUUCAAAUCACCCCGACUCUAUGAACAAAAGAGCUCGGAUGAGAAGCAAGAGGAGAAUACGUUAAACAUCUUCUCCCCUCGAACUGAAGAUUCAACAGGCACCAAUAAUGAUUCAGAAUCACAGCAGGGUGAUUCCUUGGAGAUGUCUCCUUUUUUGCCUAAUAUUGAAAUGUCUAGUCCAAGAACACCUUCCACAUAUGCCGUCACUGAAAAUGUCUCGGAAGCUGAAACAUUCCAACCAAUUGCAAAUGUUGUAGAUCAAUCGCCUUUCCUUCCAGACAUUGAUAACAAUUCAACUCUUGUACACAAUCUUCACCAAGGGCAUGAUGUGUUUGUUCACAACGACACUGAAGAAGUUGUCAAGGAGGAUAUAAAGCAAAAGCCAAAAACGCCUAGAUUAGACAACGAUGAGAAUCACAAAGAAAAUCCAGUUGAUAGUAAUUUGCAGGGUGAUCACGUUGAUAUGAUCAACAAAACGAAUGCAUCAGAAGAUUUAAAUGAUGCAGUCAUUCCGGUAAUGGAAAUGGAAGCUAGCUCUGCCAAGCCAGUUGAGAUUGAAAACAUGUCAAGUACUCCUGUAGAAUACGAAGAAAAAACUACAGUUGAAGUGGAAGAAUCAACAACAACUCCAGUUAUAGUCAAUGAAAGAACAUCAUCCUCGGAAGAAGCUAGUAGUUCAACGAGAGCUACAACUAAAGUUGAAGAACUAAGUGAUUUCAACUCAGAAAGUACAACGGAGCUCUUUAAAAAUUUCAUUAAUGACGACAAUUCUCUAAAGGCCGAUGAGAAAAUAACAACAACCGCUACAACUGAGAGGCUCAAUGAAAUCUUUGAUCCUGACGAGAAGUUUAGUAAAGACAAAAAUUUCGCUGAAGCAGAAAAUGACUUGAAAGUCAUUCCACUUAUUUCUGGAAAAGGCAUAAAAAAGCCGGACAAGGAUGAGUUCUUGCGAGAAAAGAUAAAACCCAAUGAGAUCGGAGAGGAGACCAUUAUUUCAACGACCGAUCAUUUUUUAGAUGAAGGGACGUUUCAGGCGACUAGCGAGUCGACUGGAACGUCCAAAGCUUCGGAUAAAAAUACCCAAGUUGAAGUGAUGACGGACGAAGACAACAAAAUGUCCAAAAGCUUGGACACCGAACAAAUGGUGAUGUUUUCUCAGUGCACAUCUGGGCAGUUUGAGUGCAUGAAUGGUACUUCCAUUGAGAAUGGAUCACCGUGUAUUAGUAAAACCGAAAGGUGCGACGCCAUUUCCCAUUGUACAGAUGGAUCAGAUGAGAUGGAUUGUGAGAGAUUGGGCUGCCCUGGGCAUUUUCAGUGUAGCGAUGGUCCCUGCCUAUCCCGCCACUUAGUCUGUGAUGGAAUUGCUCACUGCAACGACAGCAGCGAUGAGAAAAACUGCUCAGAGUGGCAGUGUAGAUUUGACGAGAUCUCCUGUGAUGCCUCAGGAAAAGGUCCGUGCAUCCCAACGCAAUGGGGAUGUGAUGGACUUCAAAACUGCGCAAAUGGACGAGAUGAAACAAACUGCUUGGACACGUGCAGUAACAAAGAAUUCUACUGCACUGUACAAAAGAGAUGUAUUCCCGAAGCAUGGAGAUGCGAUGGGAAAGUAGACUGUUCAGAAAGCGAAGACGAACGCCUUUGCGACUGUGGACCUAAUGAAUUUAAAUGCACAACUGGAGGCUGCAUACCUGCAACAAAUGUCUGCAGCGGUCUACCUCAGUGUCCUGAUUUGUCAGAUGAAUGGGAUUGCCUGAAGAUCCUAGCCAAUGACUCCAGCGCAGAAGCAACCAAUUUAGUUGGCGUACGAAAGGGUGUAGGAAAGUAUCACUAUAUCUGUGCAGAUAGUUGGUCAGAUCGACAUUCAGAGGAAAUGUGCAUCAAACUGGGCUACGCAAACUACUCUGCGUGGACUAAAACGGCCCUUAGUGAGUCACCAAGUCCCAUCUAUGCUCUCACUGAGGUUGCCAAUGCUUCGCUCUUGGAAAAAAUUGUAGAGACAGAUGCCUGCACCGGGGGCUUCGUAUCGCUAACUUGCGAGGAAUUCACAUGUGGAAAUCGCAAUGGCGAAGCGAAGAAUUCGGACGAGUUAAAUGAUGAAAAAUUCAUCGAAGCCAGUGUGCUCUCGAGCGUGGCUCUAGCAUUUAGUGAAUCAUCCAAUUUGGUUUGUUCAGCAACAAUCGUUGCCCCACGAUGGGUGCUCUCGAGCUACUCCUGCAUUAUUGGGCGGACAGAAUUGGUUGAUGGGAGAAAUUCAGCAGUAGACUGGAAAAUAUUUGCCGGUGAUCGACAUUUUACGCGACAAUUGAAUGAUUCAACACGAAGUGUAGCAGUGAAGAACAUUUACACCUAUCCUCAGGCAAAAUUCAAGCAGUUCUUAUACUCGGGCGACAUUGCUCUUUUAGAAUUAGAGGAUUCUCUCCACAAAGAGUCAAAGCACGAGACUUCCUGUCUUUCAGUACAGCCUCCAUCGUCAAUUAGUGCAGAAAUGUCCUGUAUAACUGCCGAAUGGGAUGCAAAUAUCUCAGACGAAAACGGCAGAGAUCGUCAACUUAAUUAUCUAAAAGCCACAAUGAUAACGACUGAUGAAUGCAAUUCAACAAGCAAUUUUGCUGGAAGUCUUCCUGAUAGUUCCAUUUGUGCCAAUCAGGAUCAAAUGGGGUGCAAGAGAGAAGCAACACCACUGAUGUGCUUGGAAAAAUCAACCAAGUCUGAAGAGAUGGAGUGGGUGCUGAGGGGAAUUCUGAGUUACCACGGAAAUUGUGGCCAGCGUCAGCAACCAAAAGUUUUUACGUCAAUCACACCCGAAAUCCGAAAUUGGAUUGCAAAAACAAUAGGAAAUAAUUUAUUCUAUUGAAUUAUUUUUGUGAGAUAAAAAAAAACAAACAUAAUGCAAUAUGUAAAGCAUGAAAAGUGCUAUUUAGGGGAGUCACACUGUGCAGCAUUCAGAACGAUACCUAGUCACAAAAUUGUAUUUGUGCCAACUGAACGAUGACCAAGUGUGGAGAAUGUCGACAGGAUAAUUUUUAAAAGUUCUUUUUUUUUAAGAUUCUUAAUGAAAAUUCAAUUUAUAAAUUGUUUUCUGAAUGCAUUGUCAGUCAAUUAGGAAGAUUUAUAUUAUUUUUUCUUUUAGGUAUUUCAAGGAUUCACUUGUUGAAAAAAAAUAUUUUCUUUUAGUUUUGUCAACCAAGGACAUUGCAAUUUUCCAAAUUAAAUUUAUUUUUCAUGUGAAUCCCUUUAAAUUUAUAAUUAAAAAAUGGACCAAGUCGUAUUGUCCAAUAAAAAAAGGAAUAUAGUUUUUUUUUAAGAGAAAGAAAGAGAAAAAUGUUAAGGGAAAUCUUCUCGAUGUUUUUAACUAAGGCUGUAAAUAUAAUACAAGAAACUAAUAUCUCUAUAAUAAUUAUCCAUGUAUUCUGGUAGCGAAAGAAAAGAUAUUUUCGAUUAUUUUUAUGGAUUUUUUUCUAGAUACUUUAAUUUUAUAGAAUUCUCAACAUAUUCCAUCUACAUUAAGCAAAACAUUAUUGAAAAUGUAAAGUAAGUAUAUAUAUUAGCUCUAUGUAAAUGUGUUUUGAAUCGUAUAUUAUGUAUUGUUAAAAAAAUGAUAAAUAGCUGUAAAUAAGGGAAAAUAAUAAUUUUGAAUAAAAAAAAACUUGCGAAUCACA